This is a messenger RNA of Dovyalis caffra, 1458 nucleotides long. NCBI's taxonomy places the organism in Eukaryota, Viridiplantae, Streptophyta, Magnoliopsida, Malpighiales, Salicaceae. The record is from the annotation of a GenBank genome assembly.
AUGGAGUCAGAGGGAGGUCAAGCUGCUAGAAUUCUCAGCGAAAUAGAUACAUUAAAGGGCAAAAGGAGCGACAUAGACAAUCGAAUUUCUGCUCUCGAAGCUCAACUCGGUGAUUUGAAUAUCGAGAAAAACAACGGUUCCUGUCCUUCAAUCUCUACAGGAGGCUUCGGUCACGGAUUAUCACCUGAUAUGAUAUACCGUUACAGUCGCCACCUGCUGCUCCCCACUUUUGGAGUUGAAGGUCAGUCAAAUCUGUUGAAGUCUUCAAUUUUAGUAGUUGGAGCUGGAGGGUUGGGCUCGCCUGCUCUUUUAUAUCUUGCAGCUUGUGGUGUUGGUAAGUUGGGUAUCGUUGACCAUGAUGUUGUUGAGCUGAAUAAUAUGCACAGGCAGGUUAUACACACAGAAGCAUAUAUUGGUCAGCCAAAAGCGAAAUCUGCUGCUGGCACCUGUCGAUCGAUCAACUCCACAAUUCAAAUUGUGGAACACCAAGAAGCUUUACGCACAUCCAAUGCAUUGGAUAUUCUGAGCCAAAUUGCAGUUUCCAUAACCGCCAACUUUGUUAGAUAUGACAUAAUAGUAGAUGCAACAGACAAUGCUCCAAGUCGUUACAUGAUCAGUGAUUGUUGUGUGGUUUUGGGGAAGCCACUUGUUUCAGGUGCUGCAUUGGGAUUGGAAGGGCAGCUCACAGUCUAUAAUCACAAUGGAGCUCCAUGCUAUAGAUGCCUUUUUCCAACUCCUCCACCUACAACUGCAUGUCAAAGAUGUGCCGAUAGUGGAGUUCUUGGAGUGGUGCCUGGCAUUAUUGGCUGUCUCCAAGCAUUAGAGGCCAUUAAAAUUGCAACUGCUGUUGGUGAACCACUAUCAGGACGGAUGCUUCUUUUUGAUGCAUUUUCAGCUCGAAUUCGUAUUGUACAGUCCAUCCUUCAUAUCUUUAAAAGCUUCUUUAAGGUCAAAAUCAGAGGUAGAUCAUUACAAUGUGAAGUAUGUGGAGAACAUUCAGCUUUCACGCAACAACAAUUUAAAGAUUUUGAUUAUGAGAAGUUCACUCAGUCUCCAUUGUUGGUGGCUCCCGUGAAGUUGAACCUGCUUAUAGAAGAUUACAGAAUACACAGCAGAGAGUUGAAGGAGAAAAUUGUUAAAGGGGAGGCACAUGUGUUGGUAGACGUACGCCCUGCACACCACUUCAAGAUUGUGUCUCUUCCCAAUGCCUUGAAUAUCCCACUAUCAAGUCUAGAGUUUAGGUUAGCCGAGAUCUCAUCAGCUUUGAAGGAAGAGGAAAAGCGGAAGGGUAUUGGUUUUGAUUCUAGUGCCAGCCUGUAUGUGAUAUGUAGACGAGGUAAUGAUUCCCAGAGGGCUGUUCAAUUGUUACACAAAGUGGGCUUCACUUCAGCCAGGGAUAUAAUUGGAGGCUUGGAGGCCUGGGCAGUUGAUGUGGAUCCCAACAUCCCUACCUAUUAA